AUGAUCUUCAACGGAAUGUCAACCUAUCUAUCAUCAGUGCCUCCUCAACAUAUACAAAUAUACGAUGGCCAACAUGUGGACAAAUCAGUAUUAAUUGGACCCUACAAUGAAGGUUCGGAUGUCAAUCUCUUAUGUGAAGUGAGAGGAGGUCGUCCACGGCCAAGGGUAAUAUGGUUCUUGGAAAAUACCAUAAUUGAUGAUUCCUUCGAUAUCAGAUCCGAUGGGGCAACCGUCAACCACCUGUCAUUCCCAAACGUCGGUAGACAACAUUUGCACGCAAGACUGAUCUGCCAAGCCAGCAACAAUAAUAUCGUGGAACCUGAGACGAAAGUGGCUGUACUAGAUAUUAACUUAAAACCCCAAAGUGUGAAUAUUUUAACGCAAGAAAAAUACGUGUCUGCUGAUAAAAGGUACGAAGUGGAAUGCCGGACUUCGGGAUCCAGGCCUGAUGCCAUUAUCACUUGGUGGAAGGGAAAUAGGCCUGUCAAGAGGCUCGCAAAAAACUUCUCGGAGCAGAACAAUCAGAGCCUGAGCAUUUUGACAUUCGUGCCAGUGAUCGACGACGACGGCAAAUACUUGACUUGUCGAGCGGAGAAUCCGUCCAUCUCUGACAGCGCCCUGGAGGACAAGUGGAGAUUGAACGUCUAUUAUAUGCCAAUAGUUACAUUGAGGAUGGGAAUAUCUCUCAAUCCUGAUGACAUCAAAGAAGGAGACGAUGUUUAUUUCGAAUGCUCAGUUCGUUCAAAUCCCAAAGCACACAAAUUAUCUUGGUUUCAUAAUGGAAUGGAAAUAUUUCAAAAUGUUACAGCAGGAAUCAUCAUGAGUGACCAGAGCUUGGUUUUACAGAAUGUUGCUAGAUCGACAGCAGGAGAUUACACCUGCAUGGCGGCAAAUCUGGAAGGUAAAGGAACCAGCAAUCCCGUGAAACUAAUUAUAAAAU
Leptinotarsa decemlineata (Colorado potato beetle) is the source of this 940-nucleotide messenger RNA. It is a transcript of the gene side-IV, whose product is annotated as sidestep IV. The record is from RefSeq and is a predicted model, not a curated record. Gene Ontology annotation, molecular function: protein binding. NCBI's taxonomy places the organism in Eukaryota, Metazoa, Arthropoda, Insecta, Coleoptera, Chrysomelidae.